Messenger RNA from Papilio xuthus (Asian swallowtail), 3449 nucleotides. It is a transcript of the gene Rrp40, whose product is annotated as exosome complex component Rrp40. Gene Ontology annotation, molecular function: RNA binding. Gene Ontology annotation, biological process: poly(A)-dependent snoRNA 3'-end processing; U4 snRNA 3'-end processing; exonucleolytic trimming to generate mature 3'-end of 5.8S rRNA from tricistronic rRNA transcript (SSU-rRNA, 5.8S rRNA, LSU-rRNA). The coding region runs from base 123 to 833 and encodes 236 amino acids. Gene Ontology annotation, cellular component: cytoplasmic exosome (RNase complex); nuclear exosome (RNase complex). Lineage: Eukaryota; Metazoa; Arthropoda; Insecta; Lepidoptera; Papilionidae. The transcript has a single exon. The record is from RefSeq and is a predicted model, not a curated record.
UGUCAUAAAAUUGACAACUGAAAAAUAACCUCCGACUCUGACUCGGUUGUGCACAAUAUUUAUAUUCUCAUUAACUUUUAAUAUCAUUCGCUGAAUUAAUGUCCUGAAAACAUACAAUAACAAUGAAAGUUUCUGUUGGAGAUGUUGUGUUACCGGGAGAUUACUGCGAAGAAAUUUCAGCAGCGGGAGAGAAAUCAAAAGUUAUAGUGGGACCGGGUUUACAGAAAGAAAGUAACCAUGUUUAUGUGACAAAAGCAGGAGUAUUGAAGAAAAAAAAUCCAAACACAUACUGGGUAGAUUACUAUCAAAAGAGGUAUACACCAGCACGAGGAGAAAAUGUUAUCGGAAUCGUUAUACAAAAAGCUGGUGAUAUAUACAGAGUGGACCUUGGUAGUAGCAUGUCUGCAGCUUUAUCAUACCUUUCCUUCGAAGGAGCGACAAAGAAAAACAGACCAAAUGUUCAGAUCGGUGACGUUGUAUAUGCAAAAACUCUUGUUGGUAGCAAGGAUAUGGAACCAGAAUUAGUUUGUGUUGAUUCCUAUGGUAAAAAAGGACGUCUGGGAGUUUUAACUGACGGAUUCUUAUUUAAGUGUUCGAUAAAUUUAAUUAGAAAGAUUUUGAACCCAAGCUGUCCGUUAUUGGAUUCUUUAAAAAAUGAAUGGCCAUUUGAACUUGCUGCAGGCAUGAAUGGUAGAAUUUGGAUAAAAGCAAAAACAAUGAGAGAAACUAUCGCCUUAGGUAAUGCCAUACUGGGAGCCGAGUAUUUAAGUGAUGAAGAAAUAAAGGCAAUGUGUGCAAACAUAGCUAGCAUAUUAGCAGGACAUGUAGCAUAAUUCUAGUGAUUAAAUGUAUUUCAUAUUAAAAAAAUAUAUCUUUUUAUAAAACAAGCUUAUAAUUAAGGUGUAGAGUAAAUCAACCCAAAACCAAAAUAUAUCCCCAAUUUUUAACCAAGACUAUGGUGAGUAAUGUCUAUCUCAGGAAAAGUGCUUUUCUGAAGACCUAGAGUAUAACAUAAUAAACAAACAGGUGUUUUAAGUAAUAAAUUACAUUUCACUGUUCAUGUCACAUAGAUUUUAGUAGCAUUUUGGGAAGUUUAAAAUAAAACAACAUAAACAGUGAUCAGAGAUUUAUUUUGGCAAAUGCAACUAACCUAUUCACCUUGAAAUCUCAAUGUAAAACUAGGAUCGACCGAGCAAUCCACCGCACGAGUUCCCAUUGCGAUGUUCAUGCGUAAAGGCAAUAUGACACCCGCAUGGAACUUCAGAAUAAAUUAUUAAUAUAAUACAAUUGAAAAAGCCAAGCCACUUUCACACUAUAUACAUAAUACCGUGGCCAUCCAACUCCACAACACUUCACAAAUUUACAAACUAUCAAUUAAAAAGGUGUUAACUGACCAGAAUACAUUUCUAUUAUUUAAUAAUAAUUUAGUAAAUAAGGAAAAAAAUGAGCUGUUUAUUAUUAAUUCUAAUUUCAAAUUUGAAAAUAAAUUUUAUUUUGUUUUUUUUUUUAACUAUUUUGAUGAUUUUUUUUUGAUAGUUUAUCAUGUGAAAGCAGUAUAGUUCAUAGAAUGCAAAUUAUGUCUUUUUAUCUUGUUUUCUCAAAAGCGAUAUUAAAUAUUCAUUAUAUAAGGUCUUAAACAGAAUAGGAACAUGUUCUGUAAAAUUAAUUUGAGCAUGUUUCUAUCUCAGUUUAAAAAAAACAAUACUGCCUUCAACUGACAAUGACUUAUGGAGGUAAUUAAAAGCCUCUUUAGAAACAUAGAAAGUGGUAACUUUCAAAAUAUUAUACAAUUUGGUCCUGACACUUCAAAGCCAAAAAAAAUGUUUACAUGUAGUCAAUGAUGUUAAUUUCCUAUCCAUUUGAAAAUUACAUAUAACAUUCACAGUGGGAAUAGGUCAAAAGUUUGUCAUAAAGUAUAAAAUGCGAAAUUAUAGCUCUGGACAUUCAGCUGAAUAAUUGGAUUCUACAUGAAUAAGCAAAUUUUAUUCGUUAAAUAUAUUUAUUUCAUAUGAGAAAAUGUCAUUUAACAUAUUAAAGUACAGGACCAAAAUUAUUUAUUUUGCAAUUUACAGUAACGAUAUAAAAAUUGAAAAAACUUCCUCACGAUAUACUCAAAAGGAAUGUUCUUACAUUUUAUAUACAAAAUUCUCAGAACCAUCCCAAGGUGUGUUGGGACAUAGAUAAGUCGACAUAUCGUCAUUAUAAUAUGGUAAAAAAUAUAAUCUCAAAGACAAUAUUGACUUGGCAAGGCUGAGCCUUUCCCUACCAAAGAGAAUGUUGUCUUAGAGAACACUAACUAUAAUUAUAAAUUAUUUGUUUCAAUUGACAAUAAAAAUUCAAUACUUAUAAUUAUUGAAUUAUUUAUGACUAUAGUAGAAAAUCAUGACAUGUAAAUUGUCUAUGCCCCAAUACACGAGAAGUAUAGUCAAAAGAUCUGUAAAACCCCUGUAAGGAAUUUAAAGCCAUUCCAACUGAUUUAAGUCAAUUUAAGAGAAAUUAUUUAUAUCAACUGUUAAUAUUAACGCGUCGGGUGCAUCGCGUAUUGUUAACUAUUGUUCUUGUUAAGAAAAUUGUCUUUACUAUUUUCUAUCUUGAACUUGUUACUAAUAUUCAUAUUAAUAAGUUCCUGACAAAUAACCAAGGAGUACUUUUUUAUAUAGGAGAAGGGGCAAACGAGCAACGAAUCGCCUAAUGUUAUUUGAUCCGACGCCCAUGGAUAUCCGCAACGCCAGAGGAACUGCACAUGCGUUGCCGUCCUUUAAGGAAGGUGUACGCUCUUUUCAUGAAGGCCACUUAUCAUUUAAUAUUAAUUUCUUUCAAUGCUUGAUAUGGUCAUAUUUAAAAGGUAAUUUAUGCAAAAAAACAAUUUCGUAAAUGCGACAAAUAUCUUAACAUAAAGACAAUGGAUAAAGUCCUGACAAAGUUGUCACAAUUUUUUUUAAUCUUUUUUAAAUUUACGUAGUUUAAAGGCACAUAUACUAUUGUGUUAAUAUUAGUGUGUAUGUUAUCGUUGCUUUAUAAUCGCGUUUUUUAGCGUGCGUUUUCACUGUCCUAAAUACUUUUUUAUAAAAGUGUAUCGCCAGUGGAAACGAAGUUACUCUUAAUGAGAUAAUGUCGCUGUCAUUUUUAUAAAUAAGGUCAUUAGAUAAACGUCGAAAAAUAUGAUAGCUCAUUUUGUAUCUAAGCGCUAAGUUAUUAUUAUUGCUUAAAUUGCUAUAAUUGUGAUAUCAUAAGUAUAUUAGAGGUAUUCUUUGUAAGGCCUAUAUUUAUAACUAGUUUAAGACAUUCAUUGACAUAUAAUUAUAUUUUUUAAGCUAUCUUUUAUUAUUCCUAAAAAAAGGAGAAAUGAUUUAGAAUAAUUUUAUAUUCAUAAUUUCAACACUAUUAGCAUUUUUCAGCACGCAUUGAGUCCGCUAAAGACUGAACAGUCUGACUGAACAGUCGAAAUG